Etheostoma spectabile (orangethroat darter) is the source of this 2943-nucleotide messenger RNA. RefSeq names its product ankyrin repeat and MYND domain containing 2a (gene ankmy2a). The record is from RefSeq and is a predicted model, not a curated record. Gene Ontology annotation, molecular function: protein binding. Lineage: Eukaryota; Metazoa; Chordata; Actinopteri; Perciformes; Percidae. The coding region runs from base 157 to 1419 and encodes 420 amino acids. The transcript has 10 exons.
CCCCUACGCAGUGGAACAUUCCAAAUGACAGCUCAACCUGGCUAGCCUCCAUGCCCGAGCAGACUGCAACGACCACGGAAAGCAAGCCUUUUAAAACAAGAACUCUGCGUUUUAUUUGUGCCGUUAUAGUCUAAAUUUAAACUAUUAAUCACCAACAUGUCUGCUCCUAAGAAGGGAGACUUGUCUUCAAGCGAGAAGGAGUUGUUUGAGGUUAUUACUGCAGGAAAUGUUCAAGAGGCUUCAAGGCUGCUGGGCUGUAAGGAUGUUCGUGUCAACUGCUUGGAUGAGUAUGGGAUGACUCCUCUCAUGCACGCUGCUUACAAAGGAAAAGCAGACAUGUGCAAGUUGCUGCUGCAACACGGAGCGGACGUCAACUGCAAUGAGCAUGAGCAUGGCUACACAGCGCUGAUGUUUGCUGGCCUGUCAGGGAAGACUGAUAUCACGUGGAUGAUGUUGGACGCCGGGGCGGAAACAGACGUGGUCAACUCUGUUGGAAGGACCGCCUCACAGAUGGCUGCCUUUGUCGGGCAGCACGACUGUGUCACAGUGAUCAACAACUUCUUCUCCCGUGCCAGACUGGAUUACUACACCAAGCCACAGGGUUUGGAGAAGAACCCCAAGCUGCCGCCCAAACUGGCGGGACCCCUCCACAAGGUCAUCAUGAGCACCAACCUGAACCCCGUCAAGAUGGUGAUGCUGGUGAAGGAGAACCCCCUGUUGGCGGAGGUGGAGGCCCUGGAGAAAUGCCGCCGGGUGAUGGAGCUCAUCUGUGAGAAGUGCAUCAAGCAGCAGGACAUGAACGAGGUGCUGGCCAUGAAGAUGCACUACAUCAGCUGCGUGCUAGGAAAGUGUGCGUCCUUCCUCAAGGACCGCGAGGACAAGCUGGACGGCCUCAUCAAGAGUUUGCUGAAGGGUCGGGACAGCGAUGGCUUCCCCGUGUACCAGGAGAAGUUUCUCAGAGAGUGCAUUCGCAAGUUCCCUUACUGUGAUGCUACUCUGCUGCAGCAGCUGGUGCGGAGUAUCGCCCCUGUGGAGAUUGGCAACGACCCCACAGCUCUGUCAGUGCUGACUCAGGCCAUCACAGGCCAGGUGGGCUUCAUGGAUGCAGAGUUUUGUACCUCCUGUGGAGAGAAGGGAGCCGAGAAGAGAUGUUCCAUCUGUAAAAUGGUGAUCUACUGUGACCAGGCCUGCCAAAAGAUGCACUGGUUCACCCACAAGAAAGUGUGCAAGAAGCUCCAAGAGCAGAGAGAAAAGCAGGAGGCAGAAUCAGCCAAACUGAGGAUGCAGCAGAGCCAAGAGGAGAGUGACGCCGUGCAGGAGGCCUCAGACUCCAUGCAGGAGCUCUCGGUGGAAACCAACAGUGAGGUCGCCCCCUCAGAAACCUCACACCCCUCUUCCAUCCUGGCUGCUGACAACUGAGGAACAUCUGACGGUCAGCAAACAGAAUAUAUCCAUAAACAGACAUCCACAGACAGAGCAAACUGGCACUGAGACCGAAAGCCAGACGAGGACUGGUCCAGCAGGAGAUAGGAACCCGUAUUUAUUAUCGACCCGAGACUGUCACAAAGGCAGGGAGACACCUAAAGCGUAUGAGGAAUGUUUGUGUCGUCGUUUUUUGUAAUUUUUAUAUGUUAAUUUUUUGGAUUAUACUGUCAUAUGUAAGUUUGAAAACUGCGUACUCUGAUGUGUUAGUGGUAGAGGCCACUUGGAGGGGGAGGGGGGAGGGGGGGAGGGACAUGUGAAUCAAUCACAUCAAUGGCAAUACUUCCAUUCACGUGUUUUUUUUGCUUCAGAAAAUUAAACUUCCCAAUUAAGCAAAAACGUUUUUACGUUCGCUAGAGGUGGUUUUGCCUUUGGCGCAAAAGAGUUGAUUCACUUAAAGGGAUAUGGAAACCCCUUUACCGGAAACGUUGUGCCGUAGCAAACAUUUAACUAACCUGACUGAUCGGCUGCUUCUGCUGUCGGCAUCUUAACGGAUAUUCCCAUGACGUGUCUUCUUCUCCAGACAGCAUGAAACAUGGUCAAUACCAGAAAUAACAAAUAAGAUUUGCCCAAUUCGGAGCCAUGGUGUCACUGCAAAAUAGACUCUGGAAGGAUCUUGUUUUGGUGGAACAUGUGUACGAUCAAAGAAAGCUCAGACUGGACAGAUAGUCUAGCUAGCUGUCUGGAUUUACCCUGCAGAGAUCUGAGGACCAGGUAACCAUAGUCCUCAGAAAUCUACCAGAGUUUAGAAGGCCAACACAUUGAAAGCUGAAGGUGCCGGCAGGCGGCACCUGAACAAUCUCAGAAAUGAAAUGUCGUUGAUAUAAUUCGCUCCAAACCAGUUGAUUCACGUUUCAAAACUUUACUUAGAAGUCGCUUGACAAUUGAAUGAAACACGGCUAAUGAUGGAACAUUAUUCUGCCUUAAACUGUAGCAACAUGUGUGGGAAAGAAAUGGCUUUAGCCAAUCAGAGCUGUUGUCUGUUUGCAAUACUCUAUACUUGAUUUAUUAUUGGGGCCGUUUUUUAUGUACUGAUAAAAUCAUGGCAGAUUGUGAGUAGAUAGCAUGGCUGCACAAUAUUGACCAAAAAUGUAUAUUUUUAAAUAGAAACAACAUAAACAUGAAUUUAUUUUUAGUGUAUUGUGAAAAAUUAUGUUAAUGCUCAGGAUUUUACCAAACGGUAAAAUAAUGAAAGGUUGUUUUUUUUCCCCCAAAAUGCAACAUCAUUUGUUGAAUAAGAAUGGUUGAACACAGCACAAGAACAUCAUGACCAGGAUACUUUGUUUUGAAAAAUGUCAGUAGUAUGGUUUUGAUAUUCUUUUAUUAAUUGUGUAGCCUCAAUGGACAGACGUUAAACUAACGGUCCAAUGGGGCUUUGUGUGUCCUGAAUACUGAUAAUAUCCACUAUGUCCAACAAUUUGAGCUUAAUCACAUUAAAAAAAGACCAACUUCAUUAAAGUG